Molecule: messenger RNA, 15920 nt
Organism: Exaiptasia diaphana
Lineage: Eukaryota; Metazoa; Cnidaria; Anthozoa; Actiniaria; Aiptasiidae
Product: dynein heavy chain 8, axonemal
Exons: 92
Coding region: 183-15722 (5179 amino acids)
Biological process (GO): microtubule-based movement
Cellular component (GO): dynein complex
Molecular function (GO): ATP binding; dynein intermediate chain binding; ATP hydrolysis activity
Source: RefSeq, a predicted model, not a curated record
AUGACUUGAUUUUUUUUGGAAAAGAAAUGUUGUGGGAUCCCUUUGGAAUUUUGCAUAUUCAUCCGGGGUAUUACAAUAGCGGUGCUUGGUUACACAAUGACAACAAUAUGGAGGGAAAUCGACAAUCUACAAUUUGAACUUAUUGAGAAUUUUAUUGGAUAAAUUUAAAAAAAUAAAACAUUAUGGAUGAACGACAUUGGUGGUUUGCUACUAAACUGCAAGAAACGUUUCAUAUUGGAGCGUUGGAUAAUCCUACGAUGCUCGAGGAUUUCAUGGCAGAGCAAAGCACCCUUGACUUCAUCAAUGACUUCUUGGCACCUGAAGGACACAAAAAGCUGUUUUUUACUUGCCCUAGACCGGACCCUAACAGUCUAACAACGCGUAAAAUGUCAGUGACAAGUAGUUGUGCUAAACUUAAAGAUGUUAUGGAUGAAAAUGCAAUUUGUCUGUACUUCAUUCGCUCCGAUGUAAAUCGUGUUAUCGAUCCAACAUGCGUUGAGAAAGAAGUGUACUGCGGUGAAAUCAAAGAAAAUCCUUUGGUUAGCUUUAGUUCUUUGCUAUCUGAGGUUUUUACACCAAUACUGCAUGCACAGAAAGACUGGGGACAAUGCAGUGACGAUGAACACCAACAUUUUCUGAAUCAAAUCGACAAAUACACCAACACACUUGUUGAAUAUGCCAAUGCAACCAUAGCACCGCAGCAAAUAUUGAAGAAACCGGAUUGCCAAGUAAAUACUGAUUUUAAGCAAAACAGGGCUGCUGCAGUCAACCCAGUCAUAUUGCAGGAUUAUGAAAACCUUGUUUCAGACUGGAUAUCUACAAUUGAGAAUAUUUUGAUAGAUGGUCUUGAAGACAGGUCUGAUAAUUAUGCGGGUCCCUUAAGUGAGUUGGAUAGGUGGAAACGAAGGCAGAAGCUGUUAAUUAGUGUGACAGAUCAACUUAAAGGCAAGGAAUGCAAGUCUGUGAUUGCUGUACUGAUUACAGCCAAGUCAAAAGUACUCAAGAAGUGGAAAAUGAUUGAUGCCAGUAUAACAGAUGCCUUAAAUGAAACCAAAGACAAAGUACGCUACCUGGAAUCUAUUCGUAAGUACCUGGACCAGAUGUAUUCUGGUGUUCCAUUAGGUACUUUAUGUAGCUCCACACUUCCUGGCUUAAUGGCAAGUAUACGGCAGAUGGAUUCAGUUUCUAGGUACUAUGCAAGAAGUGGUUAUCUGGGGCUGUUGUUUUCAAAGAUUUCCAAUCAGCUUGUAGCAGCAUCUAAAGCAUAUAUACGUGGCUCUACUAUAAUUGGUGAUGAUGACAAACUAUGGAAUAAAGUACAAGAAGAAGUUGAGUCUAGCACCCCUUUGCCGGUGAUAAAAACCAAAACCAAAAAGAAAGGACCCAAAGAGACAGUUACUGCUAAUGAAGAUGCCUUUAUUGCACGAUUAAACAGCUGUCUGUCUCUACAGAAACAAUAUCGUGACAUGUUAAGAAGUUUGCGUGACAGUCUUGGUGGGUCACACAACCUUUCAUCAACUACCCCGAGUAUGAUGGCAAUGAACAAAAGAAUAAUGACUGGUGGGAGUAAUAUCAAUCUCAUGUCACCACAGAGUCAUAGUGGUAUGAGAAUGUCAAUCACACAAAGCAGCAGACAUAAGGGAGAUCUUGAUAGUGUUACAAGUCAAGGUAGCAGUGGCAUUGCCUUAUCUGAUGAAGAAUCUAUCAUGGCAUAUAUGGAUACCUUUUGUGUUCAUGUGCGUAACAUGAUUGACAUUAUCCAGACACUUGGACAGCUCACUAAGUUGGUGUCAGACACUAGGAAUCUGCUGCGUAUUCCCCUUGAAUAUGUGAUGAAUGGCCCUCCUGUUGAGGAUGAAGAAGGAGCUAAUGGAGAAUCACAAGAUGUGAAAAAGACACCAUCAAUGACCAGCAGCUUAGAACCUAACAAUCUAUUAGAGGUUUCCAGUAGCAUUAUUGAUGAAGAUGGAGAUGAAGAGGUUGAGGAGAUGUUCAGCACCAAUCCAACACCGAGCAUUGCUAGUAUUUUAGGGGACACUAUAAUGGACAUGAGAUCACAGCUUGAGAAGGCCAUCACUACAAGUGUCUUUUUGGACAUUGAAGCCAAAACUAAAGACAUCUUUGAGCAAUGCUACACAAACUUUGUCACUUCAGUACGGAAAGUUGAAGGGUUUAUUUGCAACUAUCUACUGGGUGUAUUCUUAUCAAAGUUGACCAUACGUAAUGCAUUAGGGAUUGUAACAAGCUUCAAUAGUGUAAUCAAUAGACCAGCUCUUAGAGCCAUUCUCUCUGAGAAAUACCUGGAAGUGUUUACAUGGUUUGAAAGUGAACUUGAAGAUGUCCAGAAACUCUAUGAAGAAGAAAAAGAAGCACCUCCUCUAGUACGGAACUCACCAAUUGUUGCUGGUGCGAUCACAUGGUCAAGAAAUCUGCUGAGGAGAAUAGAAGAACCUAUGAAGAUAUUCAAAGAAAACAAGUUUGUGACUGCAUACAGAGACUUCAACCGCAUAGUAAAAUUCUACAACCGCAUCGCAGCAGCACUGGUCAAGUUUGAAAAUCUGUGGUUGAGUUUGUGGAAGUCUCGUAUUGAUAGUGUCUACAUUGGACUAAAGACAACAUUAUUGGCAAAAAAYCCAUCAAACAACCAACUGAUUGUCAAUGCAGAUGGGAGGGUUUUUGAGUUGAUUCAGGAAAGUAAAAGUCUCUUAAGACUAGGAAUUUCACUUCCAGAGACUGCUGUUGAGAUCUUGAAACAGGAAUCACGUUUGAAGAAGUACAAGCAGUCCUUAGAGCUUGUCCUGCAAGACUACUAUGGAGUUUGCGCAAGUGUACCAGCACCAUUAAAAAAAUUACUCACACCACAUAUGGAGUCUGUACUUCACUACUUACAGCCAGGCCUAUCUACGUUGAACUGGAACAGCAUGAAUAUUGAUGCUUACUUACAUCAAGUGCACUCAGCUACUGACAGACUUAGGGAUAUUGUAGAUAGUAUCAACAAAAUUAUCAGAGAUGGUGUAGAGAGGAAGAUUAAGAAAAUAGAAAAAAUUAUUCUAUUUGAUCCCACCUUGGCCUACUCUAAAGUAUGGACAGUUGAUGCAUUUGUAGAAUCUGAGGGGAAAGCUAUUAAGAUUCAAGCCAAAGGACUUUAUGACUUGAUUAAAGAUGUUGAGAAUGCUUUGCAGGAGAUAAUUGCCAUAUCCCAGCAGCGACGCAUCACAUCUCCUGGCAGUCCAUUACUGACACCGACUCCCAGCACUAGCUAUGGACUAGAUCAACAUGGACCUUCUACACCACGCAUGAGUAAAAUAGGAACAAUUAUAUCAUCUGCCCCUGUAACCAGGGUGGGGACUGGAGUGAGUGGUCUGACAGAUGAGUCAGUGAUUGGUGAUAUAUUUGGUCAUUAUUGUAGUAUGGUAUUUGAUUCUGUUUUGUCAUCAAUAUUGUCUUCCUUGAUGGUGUUUGGUGACUGUGUACAACCUUUGGGCAGGAUGACAAGUGGUAUUCAAGUACAACAACUAAGUGAUGGUGACACAAGUGAUGAGUUAGGUGAUUUUGAGGUUCUUGGUACUUCAAAUCAAAAUGAGCUUCUAAAGUUUGAGGUUGAGAUCAGGUUUAAUAUUCCUGAUAUUGUAAUAGAGCCUAGCCUAUCAGUGAUCCAGGAAGGUGUUAAUAGAAUUGCAGGUGAAUUGGUAGAUGCAUCCAAAGCCAUCAUGUGGUGGGCAGCUGAUGUCAAUCAGUCAUUUUACAGUCAAAUCCAUUGUCAUGACAAAAUUGUUAGUUACCUUGAUCAACUCUCCACAGUUGUGACCGGUUUACAGCAGACUGUGGAUCGUCAGCUGUUGAAAUUCCGCCGGUACGAUUUCCUGUGGAAGGAUGACAUGCAUGCAUUGUAUCAUUCCUUUGUUGAAAGUGAUCCUGGCACUAACAAGUUUAAAGAAGAAAUAGAAAACCUGCAAAGAAUUGAAGUAAAUGUGUCCAGUAUUCCUGAUAUGCUUAAAAUUGGAUCAGUAUGUCUGAAUACAUCUCCUAUUAGAGACUCACUGCAUGGUUUUGCUGUAGCCUGGAAACUACGCUACUCUACACAGCUCCAUGAAGAAGCUAAGGUUGAGCUGGAAAAAAUUGUGACAAGCAGGAAUGAAAUUUAUGAGAGACUAUCGAAACCUGUCACAACCCUCGAUGAGUUAAACAGUGCAUUCCAACUUCUUCAGAUGUUGAGUGACAUGGAGAACACUAUAGAUGAUGUUUACCUACCAGUUGAAAAUCUAUACGAUAAACUAAGGGAAUACAAGCUUGUUUUACCAAGAAAGGAAGUUGAGGAGGUUGAUAACCUGCGUGAUGAGUGGGUUAAACUCAUUGAUCUUGCUGAAAAGGUCAGGACAGAGCUACUGAUCAAAAAACGUGGAAUGUUUGAACAAGAACUAGAUAAGGAGGUUAAGGCUUUUGUGGUUAAUGUCAUCCAGUUCCGUAAUAGUUUUGAUACUCAAGGACCUGGUGUAUCUGGGGUUCGUCCAUCUGAAGCAGUAUCAAGACUUCUGAACUUUCAGCAACAAUAUUCACAGUAUGAAGCCCAUCGCCAGACAUUAGAUUCUGUACAGCUAUUAUUUGGCAUCAUACCAGCACCAUUCCUGGAACUUGACAAAACUGGAGAGGAACUGCAGCUGCUUGGUCAACUGUAUGGUCUGUUUCAGCAAUUCAUAUCAUUUGACCAAAGAUUCCGGGAAACUCUUUGGUCUGAAGUUGAUUUGAUAGUUGCUAAUCAAGAGAUGGAGCAUUACUGGCAAGAGUGUAUAAGGCUACCGUCACGUAUUCAAGGAUGGGAAGCUUUUAAAGAAAUGAGAGAUGCAAUUAAACACUACCUUGAUGUCUUUCCAAUCCUACAUAAACUCAAUGCAAAGGAAAUUCGUAAUCGGCAUUGGCUGCAAGUGAUGAGUGUGACAGGGUCGUCAUUUCAACUUGAGGCUCACAUCUUUAAACUGGUUCAUCUUCUGGAUAUUGGUCUACUUGAACAUCAAGAUGAAAUACAAGACAUUUGUCGUUCUGCAAGUAGAGAACUUGAGCUAGAGUUGAAGAUGAGAAGCAUUGAAGAGGAAUGGACAGAACAGGUUCUAACAUUUGAAAACUUUAAGAACCGUGGAUUGGUUUGCCUUAGUCACAGUAACACAGAAAACCUGCUUGAUUUGUUAGAAGAUGCACAAGCAACAUUAGCUGUGAUGCUGACAUCAAGAUACAUUGGACCACUACGAGAAGAAGCUGCUGCCUGGGCCUUGAAGCUGAAAGAAAUCAGUGAAGUACUUGAACAGUGGUUGACAGUUCAAGAUCUUUGGAAACAUUUGGAAGAAGUAUUCAGCAACAGUUCAACAGCAAAGGAGCUACCUCAGGAGUACAACCGUUUUGCAAGAGUUGAUAAAAGCUACAUGAAGAUGAUGAAAAGAGCAUAUGAAACCAAGAAUGUUUUACAGUGCUGUGUUGGUGGAGAUGUUCCCAAAAUUCAAAUGCUGAAACAUUUGCAUGAGGAACUUGAGAUUUGCUUCAAGUCCCUUGUUGGAUUUCUUGACUCUAAGAGAAAAGUUUUUCCAAGGUUUUGUUUUGUGACAGAUACAGUUCUCUUGGCUAUUCUCAGUAUUCCACACAAUCUUGAUUCAGUAAAACCUUACAUAAGAUGUCUCUUCUCAAGUGUUCGAGAUGUCACACUUAAACAAUCUGAAAAUGUGAAUGACCUGCAGCGCAAUGUGCUGCUUUCCAGUGCAGCUAAGUGGCGUAAAAAGAUCCGUGAAGAGGGAGGAUCAUUUGUAUCAUMACAAGAUGAAGGAAGGUCUCUAAGAACACCAGAUAUACAAGCAACAAUAAGGGAAUCAGAUCACCGUACAAGUGUUGUCAACUCUUCCCUUGAGUUGCGCUCAGGUGAUGGAGACUGGAGGAAUACAGUACCACAGUGUACUGCAACUGCUGUUACUUCUGAGUUUGGUGAGACUGUCCAGCUUAAGGCACAGAUUCCAUUGAAAUCAAGUGUAGAAGUUUGGUUGUCAGGUCUACUAAGAAGUAUUAACGAGUCACUGUAUUCUGAUAUUCAAGAUUGUAUCAAAGACAUUGAUGCAUCAUUGAGUAUUGAAGAAUGGUCUGGAAAGUAUCCUGCUCAAGUCUGCCGUCUUGGUCUUCUUUAUGUUUGGACUAGAGAAUGUGAAGCAGGUAUAGCUGACAUCAGAAUAGACAGGAAAGCAUUGCCUAAUGCUACUAAGCGGUUCUGGUCAGGGUUGAGUAAAUUACCCAACUUGUUAACCAGAGGAACUUGGAAGCACAGCGAAGGUCCCAUGCCAGUACACCAUAAGAUGAGACUAGAAUCCAUGCUCUCGCAAGGGAUGUAUCUAAGAGAUAUUCUGGAUGAUCUUGCCAAGCGCAAGCUUAGAGAUAUAGUUGACUUUGAGUGGAAGAGAAACAUUAGGUUUUAUGGCCAUACAAGCAAUCACACUUCUUCUGGACCAGCUGUCACUUUAGAAGAUACAGGGGAAGUCACACAAAUGCCUGUAGUGGACAAACCAAUGUCCAGUGAACCAUUUGUUAUCCACAUGCUUGAUGCUCAGCUACCAUAUGGUUGUGAAUUCCAUGGCAAUGAUGGCAGCCUAGCACUAACCCCAGCUACUGAAAGAUGUUUCCUUACAUUAACACAGGCAAUUUGGAGCUUUAAUGGUGGUGCUCUGAAAGGUGCAACAGACACUGGAAAGACAGAAACUAUAAAGGGACUAGCAUAUCUACUUGGAAGAUAUUUAGUUACAUUGAGUUGUUCAAAUGGAAUGGCUACUGCUGGUAUUGCCAAGGUUAUUGUAGGCCUAGCUGAGGAGGGCUGCUGGGGUCUGUUAGAUGAGUUCCAACAAGUUAAUCAAGAUGUAGUAUCAGUAAUGGUACAUGAGAUUCAGGCAAUUCUGUUGGCAAUGAGAGCUGGCUUGUCUACUUCUACAAUUGAUGAUGGGAAAGAGAUCAAUGUGCGGCCUAACUUUUCAGUAUUCUUGACUGUCUCAACAACUAAUCAAACAAUAGACCUACCACCUGAAGUAAGGGCUUUGUUCCGUACCUUUGCUAUGCUUACACCUGAUGUAGCACUUAUACUGCGAGCACAUUGUGCUGGUCAAGGUUUCAAGUCACAUAAAGUGAUUGCAGAUCGGCUGAAGCUUGUCUCUGAUAUUGCUGCUCGACAGCUDGGCAAAGCCAUGCAUCACAAUUUCAGUCUCCUAUCACUGGUCAGUGUUAUUCARCAUGCUGGUCAAAAGCGAAUUGCUCAGGGACCAAUUGGAAGUAAGCUUACUACAAACCAACCUGAAUUUGCAGGAAGACCAUCUAGUACCCAGUCUGUCAUACCAGGAAAAGAGAGAACAUUUGGACAAAAGGAGAAGAAACCCAACACACCAUCAGCAUUAACACCAGCAGCAAAGUUAGAACAUGCAUUCAUUGCACAGUCAAUAAUAGAGUGUAUUGGACCAAGACUUACACCUGAUGAAAUGAAUGUCCUUAAUGCAAUAGUGCGUGAUGUCUUCUAUGGUCUACCCAAGCUCCCUGCCCCACCCUAUCACAUGACUAAAGAGGUUGAAGACUUUGAAGGGGUGUUGUUUCAAUACACUAAAGAGAAUGGAUUGGUAGCACACCAUCCAUGGAUUAUCAAGAUUAAUCAAUUGAGAAAUCUCUCCAAGUUAUACCAUGGUAUAAUAGUGGCAGGGCCCCCUGGAACAGGAAAGUCAUCUUGUAUAUCCGCUUUGAUUGAUACACUAACAGAGUGUUCUAACAUAAAACACAAGAAUACUGGGUCGCCGAUGCACAACCACAAGCUACAAAGAAUCUAUCCUCUAGGAGUAUCAGACCCUACUCUAAUGUUUGGUAAUAUCAAUAGCAAUGGGGACUUUGAAGAUGGGAUAUUUACAGGUUAUUGGAGAAAGGCUAACAAGGAUCAUAGUGUACAUAAAAUGACUACAUGGAUAUGUCUAGAUGCUCCCUUACACCAUGGCUGGGCUGAAACACUUAACAGUGUUUUGGAUAAAGGGCAGUAUCUCAAUCUGCUGAAUGGUGAAAGGUUGUACCUGUCAGAACAUGUAAAGCUGUUGUUUGAAACUGAUGACCUGAUUAAUGCUUCUCCUGCAACUGUUGCACGGACAGCAAUAGUGCUCAUGGAUGAAAGUGCACUGGGAUGGAGACCACUAGCUGAAGCAUGGCUAUCAAACAGACCACCACAAGAAGCCAUUUGCCUACAAAGAGUCUUCAAUAAAACAGUGGAUGCAAUAUCACAGUUUAUUCGUUUUGAAGCAAGGCCUUGUAUGAAAGUGUGUGAAGUUGGUUUGUUUAACACUUGUUUGGCUAUGGUCAAAGCCCUCAUUGAGGGUAACACUGACAUUGGCGGUGAGCUGCAUAUUGAGCGCCUAUUUCUUUUUUCCCUUAUUUGGUCAUUUGGCAGUCACCUUGACGAGCAGGACAAAAAGAAGUUUAGUGAAAUCUUGUUGUCUCUGACCACAGCAUUACCAGACUAUGAUCAAGAGAUAUCAGUAUUUGACUACUAUGUAGAUGAGUCUGGUGAAUGGGAUACUUGGCAAUCCAAAGUUCCUGACCUGAGCUAUCUUGAUGCUGCUGAUUUAUUAGGGGAAGUGUUUGUAGAGACAAUAGAUACGGUUCGUACAAGGAUGUUUAUGGACUUAGCCAGUGCAUCUGGUAGAAACAUCCUACUUACUGGUCCAAAUGGUUGUGGCAAGACUUCACUCAUUAAUGACUUUUUAAACAAGCAAGAGGACAAGAACCACAUUGUCAAGCAGUAUGUGUUUAGUGGGACAUCUAAAGCUGUAUAUUUACAAACGUUUGUAGAAAAUAACAUCCACCACAGACAAGGCUUUGUGUAUGGAGCCAAGAGAGGGAAAAAUUUAAAUAUCUUUAUAGAUGAUCUUAGUAUACCAUCACAAGAUCAAUAUGGUGUUCAGGAAGUCAAUGAGUUGUUGCGUCAAAUUCUCGACCAAGAAGUGUUGUUUAACACCAAGAAGCCAUUUGAUCGUCGUGUUUUGGAGGGUGUUGUGCUAACAACAGCCAUGGCUGUUUCUUCAGGGACCAGUGAGAGAAAGCAAGAAAUACCAGAGAGAUUGAAACGUCAUUUUGCAGUUUUCCAUCUGCCAUCACAUUCUCCGGAUUCUUUGUUUACUAUUGUGCAAUGUGUUCUUGAGGCUAACAUGGCUCAGAAUCAAGGAAUGGGUCUCCCGCAAGAAUUACAUGAACAGAUUGUUAGAGCAUCAUGCUUAUUGUUGAAUAGUGUCCAGGACGCAUUAAGACCCUCAUCGACUCCUGGGCGGUACCAUUACCAGUUUAACCUUAGAGAUCUUACCAGGGUAUUCCAGGGUCUGAAAAGCUGUUCUGAAGAAAUGCGAGCUGAUGAUGACUACAUAGCUUUGUUAUGGCAACAUGAAGUACUAAGAGUGUUUAAGGACCGCAUCACAAGGGCAUCUGAUAUCAAGUGGUUUGACAAGAACCUGAAAAAUAUCCUAAAAGAGUAUUUCCCUGCCCUUCCUGCCAAUAGCCCACCACCAUUGUUUAUCACGUUCCCCCUGGAAACUACGUCGUAUUCAUCUCGUCCUGUCACUCAAACAAGGAGCUCAGCACCAAAGAACACAUUGCAAGUGAUAAAUGACAUCAAUGAAGUCUCACAACGUCUCCAGAAUUACUUUAGACGGUACAAUGAUGAAUUCAAUGAGGGAUUAGAUCUUAUGGUGUCCUCACACGUUAUGUACAAUGUUGUACGACUACACAGGAUUCUCAGCUACAAGAACAGAGGUAACGCACUUCUAGUAGGAGCCAUUGGGACACACCUAGCUUCACUGGCUCGUUUGGCUUUAUAUAUGCUGGACUACCAUAUUCAUCCUAUAGACUGUUCGUAUCCAAACUCUUUCCUUGAUGGUCUUCGUGCUGCUGUCAGACAGGCUGGUUGUGAUGGCAAAACUACCACAAUUCUAUUUACGGCAGCGGAUCUCAAAGAUGACACCUAUCUGGAUGCCCUAAACAGUCUCCUCAUCAGCGGUGAAUACCCGCCAUUGUUUUCUGAAGAUGAACUGGAAAGCUUGCUGCAAGCACUUAUGCCAGCCAUCAAGCGCAAGUUUUCUAGUUUCCUGGCCGAUCCUAUGAAGUUUUUUAUCACUCGUGUCAAAGCCAACCUGCACAUAGUCUUGUGUCUUCCACCCACUCACAAACUUCUACGAGAUGGGUCCAAAUGCUUUCCAGGUAUUCUUUAUGGUUGUCAGACAAAUUGGGUCAAAGACUGGCCACAGUAUGCUAUGGAGGGCGAGGCAUCGCAUUACCUAGCCAAGCACAAAGUAUUGGAUGGAAUUGACGAACAAGCAAGGCAAAGAGUCGUAUCCAGUCUCUCUACAAUUCAUGGUUAUGUGUUACGAGAAUGUCAUCAGAUCCCGUGGUCUGGGAGUGACAUAGCUAUCCGUACAGCUUCCGCUGGUGAUGAGGACGCAGACUUGCCGUUAUCAAAGAACCUGUUACUUGAGCGAAUAAACCUUUUACAUCAAUCAUCAGACGGUAUAGCACUUGGUAGGAUAGGCAUCGGACCUACCACGUAUAUCCAGGCUAUGCAUUGUUUUGUACAUGUCUUUAGAACUAAGAGAUUGGAGACUAAACGACAGGUAGACAAGCUAAGUCGUGCGUUGGCAACGCUGGAUCAAACGCGUAAAGAUGCUAUCAUGAUCAAAGAUGUCAUAACUCAGACAAGAGAGAAACUUGAAGUAGCAACUGUUGACUCAGCUGAUUUGCUUAAAGUACUGACAAGUAAAGCUACUUCAUUAGAGAAACUAAAAGCCAAACUUGGUAUUGGUAGCUCGACCCUUAGUGCAUUCACCGCCAUGAUUGAUAAUGAGAUAGAAGUGGAUGACAACACACUGUUAGAUGAUGAUGAAGAAGACGAAUUGGAUGAAGAAUUUGAAAAAAUUAAAAACGCAAAAAUGAAAAGUAGAAAGAUCAAAGUGAUUGAGGAAAUUGCUACAGCUGAAGUCAGUGUUCAAGAAGCUAAAGUUCAGCUGAAAAAGGCUGAGCAAUUGGUGUACCGUUGGCAAGCUAAGGUUGACCGUUCUCUUAUUGAAAGACUUCGCGCCUUCCAAAGCCCACCACAAAUGACUGGUAUGGUCAUGGUCAUGGUUAUGGUACUUCUUGGACGUCCAGAAUUUGCAGCUGGUAUUGGUGGUGCUGGUACUCUUCCCUCUCCUGUCAGUAGGGAGAGAAAGGGUGAGUCUAUGGCGGGAGGGUCUGAUGAGAUGUCAAGAGCAAGUUCAGCAACUUUGAGACGAAGAGGAAUGAAGGAGCAGGCAAGAGGCUCAACUACACAAGUUAACCUGCUUGGAGUGUCUGCAGAUGGUAAGGUCGACCGCACAUCCUGGAAAACCAUCCAACAAAUCAUGAAUGAUUCACAAAAGUUUGUUGAGUCAUUGCAUCACGUGCCAUGGAAGAAUGGCCUUAACGAUGAUACCCUUGCUGGUGUCCAGUCCUUCCUAGUGACUAAUAGUGAAGGGGAACUGGGCGUGAGUGAUGAUUUGAAUUCUGCUGCUGCUGGUGCCAGUGCCAGUACAUAUGUAGCACCACCUUCAGGUCGACAAAUGACUACUUUACAAGAACGUAAAGCUCAAGGUAUCACCAUUGCUGCAGCCAAAUAUUCAUCAGAAGACGCUGCUGUGCUGGUUGAAUAUAUCAUUGCUCUAGUAGACUACACUCGUCUCUACAAACCUUACAAUAAAGCCAUGGAAUACUUGGAAGAAUUGCUGAGAUUAAAGGAAGAGGAUGAGAGACGAACUGAAAUAGAACUCGAAAAACAACAGGCUCUUCCUGAAAAGGAAGACGAAGCUGAACCAGAACCAGAGCUAACAGAAGCAGAUCUUCCUGGUUUACAACAGGAAGUCAAGAAGCUGCAAGAUGAGUAUGACGAUGCAGUUGUUAUUAAACAUAACCUUGCCAAUGAUGUGAAGUCGUGCAGUGAACGUCUCAAAGCGGCUACUGAUCUGCUGCAUAGUUUGAAGCUCAUAGAAAAAGAUUGGAAAUCAUACGUACAAGAGUACUCUUCGCCUGAAGUGCUGCUGGCCAAUAGUAUCGCAGCUGCAGCCUUCCUCACCUAUUGUGGUGCUAUGGGUAUUGAUCAAAGAAAACGAAUGGGCAAGUACUUCAUGCAAGUUUGUCGUGAAAAUGGUCUUCCAAUACAGCAAAGACAUUUGUUUUCACGCUUGACGUUAGCAGAGUUCCUAAAAGGGAAGGUGAUGCUGAAGAAGUGGGAAAAUCUGAGUCUACCCACGGACCCCCUGUCUCUCGAUAACAUGUGCAUCGCAUCGCAAGAAAAGUCGUCUGACACAUGGCCAUUGCUAUGCGAUCCACAAAGGAUUGCGAUAACAUGGAUUAACACAAUGCUGGGGCAGACAACUACCGUCAAAUACAAGGAGUUACGAGGUCAUCUUGAGACGUGUCUUAUGGACGGCACCACUCUUCUCAUUACUGAUGUCGAUGUUGAUGAACUCAAGUCUGACAACAGAUUUUACCACAUUCUACAAAACAGAUCACGAUUUUUAACGUCUACUUCACCAUUUAAACUGAUGAUCAGCGAACAUGAAAUCGAAUGUCAGCCAGGCUUUAGGUUGGUAUUCGCAACUACUUCUCCUGGCGACUCGGUUCCUGCAGGAUUGGCAGCUCACGUUAAUGUUGUAGAGUUCGUUCAGUCACGUGAAGGAUUAGAGGAAAUGUUUCUUGAUCGAUUCUUGAGGCUCGAAAAACCAAGAAUGCAAGAAACACGAACGCAAGUCAUCACGGAAUUGGUGACGUUAAUGGAGGGUCUUCAUGAUGCAGAAGAGAACAUUCUAUCAUGUCUGGGCAGCGGUCAUCGUUUAUUGUAUAACCUUGCAGCCACUAAGAAACUCGCAUCCAUUAAACGACUCCACGACGAAACGCUUGAAAGCGAGAUGCGGUCGAGAGGGAUUGAGAAUUCCAUAUUACAGUCACGUGAGGGCUAUCGACCAAUCGCUCGUCGAGCCGCUGUCAUGUUUGACGUGUCACGUGUGAUGUCAAAGAUCAACCCCGCCUACCAGACGUCACUAUCACAAUUCCUUGUCGUCUUUGACGCCGCGAUAACCCACUCUGAAAGAACUGCCGUGAAAGCUGUAGUUGAACGUCUUGGAUACAGUGCCUUUUACACUACAUCAAGAUCACUUUUUGAACAAGACAGAACUUUGUUUACUCUAUUGACAGCACUCGAGGUUGAAGACGCAGCUAACCGUCUGAGUGCUGGUGAUAGGGAGUUUCUAAUUCAUCCUUCAUAUGGGGCAACAGUGAAAGCAGCUCUUAACCCAAUGUUGGUAACAGAAUCAGCAUCCCGUACUCAAGGAAAAAAGCCUUUUGAUUGGAUGCUUGACGAACAGUAUUCUAACUUACAGCUAUUGGCCCAGCAUUUUGAAUGGUUCCAAGAUCCAUUUGACAAGAUGGCUAAAGAUGGACGAGAGACCCAAUGGCGGCAAAUAACAGAACACGAGAAACCUGAACUCGUCGCUCUUCCCGAUGGUUUGGAUGACAAAUACACGCCCAUUCAAAGGUUCAUGGUGAUUCGUGCUUUGCGUGGUGAUAGACUUUUACCGGCUGCCACGUGUUUUAUAACAUCUGUCUUGGGGAAAAGAUACACGGGAGACCAGCCAUUAGACCUACCAACGGCUUAUCGUCAAAGUGACUGCCGCAGACCAGUAGUACUGCUUUACACACGUGAAGCCAAUAUGGUGGAAAAGAUUGUUAUUGACGGGGCUCAAAAGAAACAAGUUGAGCUGCACGUCGUGGCUCUUAGCAAUUCAGGUGGCAAUGAAGAACGAAUGGCGAGAAAGCUCGUACAUAAAUCUAUGGUGCAGGGAAGCUGGGUUCUCCUUCACAAUGCACACAAUACACCGCGUCUUCUUGCUGCUCUUGAUUCGUUCAUGCAUGAAACCAAGUCAGUUGACCCUGAGUUCAGGCUGUGGGUGUCUGUCCUACCCAACCCAGACAUAUCGUCGUCACUGCUGCAGACAGCUGUAAAAUUGGUUGCUGAUUCACCAUUGAGCACCAAAGAGAGUCUUCAGCGGUCCCUAUCGUGGAUUGAUAACGAACUACUACGUGUCAGUAACAGACCAGAAUGGCCUCCCUUACUUCACAAUCUAUGCAUGCUACACAGUGCCGUACGGUUACGGUGUAGAUACAGGUUGGCAGGAUGGAAUAAACCUGAUGACUUUAAGAACGUAGGCACUGGGAAAUUAUGGCAAGCUCUUGAUCUAGCUGUACGAGAGUUCCAAGAGUCUGCUGACUCACCAGGAGCAGGAGGUCGAAGUAUACAGUGGAACGGUCUACGCUACAUGUUGACAGAGGUUGUAUACGGUAGUUGUGUCAGUGACGACUUUGACCGCCAGGGACUGAGCGCUAUGAUUGACUAUUGGAUCAGCCCAGCUGCCGUAAAGAGAGAAUUUGAAGCUGCUAAGACGCGGUACAAGCUACCUCCAGCAUUCUUUAGUAGUCACGUUAGGUCAGCAGGCAUCCUCGCUGCCAUGGAAACAAUACCAGGUGAUAUUCUCGAAAUACCAGAAGCAAGUGGGCUACAUGCAUCACCUGAGACUCAUCUGCCAGAUCAUCAGUAUGUUUUUACCCGAUUAAACCUUCUUCUGGAUCACAUGGCUGCUACAGAUAGUCUGACACACGCAGUCAGCGACCCAUCAGCCAUCACCACUACAUCUGGCGUCAUUUUGAACAGUUCUAGUGCCCAGGCUAUCGGUGGUGGCGCAUUGUGCUUGGCCGAGGCUGGUGUGUUUGCUAGUGCCAGUUUAGUAGCAUUUAAAAGUCGAAAAGAGGUGGAGCUGAACGAAAUUUGCAUUUCUUUGCUUAGUAAAUUGCCAAAGAUAUGGAAUAAGGAGAGUGUUUAUGAACGAAUGAAGAAAGCUGGUGGAGCGACGCCUUUCAACUUGUUCGUGCUGGCCGAGGUGGAUUGUAUGUCACGGCUGCUAACAACUGUACGCGAGACAUUACAAACCAUCAAGAAUACCACUGAUGAUGGUGCAUAUGGUGAUCAGCUGAGUCAGGAUGUACUGCAAGUCGCUGACGAUCUCUACCAUUCACGUAUCCCUGAGAAAUGGACGGCGUUGGGUGGUGAUGUUACCCCUCCUCCCACGUGGAGUCUUGGCUCAUGGUUUACUGACCUGUCAAACAGGUUUUCUCAUAUCGAUAGAAUCGUUGUACAGGGUCGUGAUCGAGUACCUGCGUACUGGCUUGGUGCUUUCUUCAAUCCACGCCGUCUGCUGUCCAUAAUAAAACAGGAAGCAGUUCGACAUCAUGAAGGAAAGUUAUCAAGUACAGAGCCUUACAUAUUCCAGACUGAGAUCACCGGUAGAGAUAAAGAUCACCUUCGCGAGCCUCCAGUAGAGGGGAUAUUUGUAUAUGGUAUUUAUCUAUGGGGAUGUGCUUGGGAGAAAACUACAGGGGACCUGCUGGACGCACCACCUAAAUAUGGUCCCACACCUCUACCAGUGGUCCAUAUCACAGUAGUACCACAGACUGACAAAGCGUCGCUAAAUGACCCGGUUCGUGCAGCCGUAUCGUAUUCUUGCCCUUGCUAUCCAUCAAGGAUUUGUGCACGAGAGCCAGUAAUGCUUCUUGAUGUAGAUAAUAAAGACGUUACAGGGACACGAUGGCCGUUAAGGGGUCUAUCAAGUACUUUACGACCCUUCUAGAGACUCUUUGUUCCUUUCGAGACGUUACGGAGUCUUUUCUAGUUUUUUUUUACUCAUUUUGAGAGUCCAGUUGAUGAUAGAUUGUGUGCAGAACAAUUUUUGAGGAUGUAUAUAUUCUUUAUCUUCAUAUUGUAAUUAAGACCAUUGAACCAUAACAAUUGCUUUUCUAUAUGUAAAUAAACAGGUUUUGGCAAAAAC